This is a messenger RNA of Acytostelium subglobosum LB1, 4962 nucleotides long. RefSeq lists its product as hypothetical. Lineage: Eukaryota; Evosea; Eumycetozoa; Acytosteliales; Acytosteliaceae. Gene Ontology annotation, molecular function: small GTPase binding; guanyl-nucleotide exchange factor activity. Gene Ontology annotation, cellular component: plasma membrane; cytoplasm. Gene Ontology annotation, biological process: small GTPase-mediated signal transduction. Bases 1 to 4962 code for a protein of 1653 amino acids. The transcript has 6 exons. The record is from RefSeq and is a predicted model, not a curated record.
AUGUCAAGACUAUUCACAAACGCUUCAUCAACAUGGAAGCCUGUUCGCGACAUUGUUGCAACGGCUAUACAUACAUUCACACCAAAUGGAGAACAUCAGGUUGCGAUGAAGGUAGGAGACUCGAUAAAGGUCGAUGAGAUGACGAAUAAUUGGUAUAAGGGCGUUGUGAUCAGCGCAUUGGAUGGCAGUCAGCGAAGGGGAAUAGUACCAGCAAACUAUGUGAUAAUCAAUAAGAGCUCACAACAGGAAUCAUUCGAUGUCGUCACCAACGAACUGGCACAGGUCAUUAGAGAGUGGGGUCUCUUGCUGAUGAACUAUUACAAGGAGCGAAGGAGGUCAGAGUACCGCAUAAUGAAGGACCGCCUGUCUUUGUUGAUCGAUUGGCACACCAAGAUCCUUUCGCCGUCCCUCACACUCGAGGUGCGAGAGAUGCUCAAGGACAAGGUGAUCUCCAAGAUUGAAGAAGGUCGUCGUCUAAUGGGACUGGACAUGAUCGUCCGCACGCCCACUGGCGAGCCCGCACACGAGGGCAACACAGGAAUCAUCCAACUCUAUCGCAUGCAUCAAGAGUUGGACACAUCAAAGUCAUCAAACUACGUACAGCGUAGUAUGCAACAAACGUUCGUGAAUAGAUCAGACAGCUCAAACUCGCUGUCGUCCGUGCCGCCAAUGGUGGCCAAGAGGAUGUCACAUAUUAGACACUCACAGAUGCCACCACUGCAACAACAUCACCGCAAGUCGAUGUUGAUAUUGAAGCGCGAGUCGUCAGACUCGGGCGCAGGCGUGUCUAUCGCAUCGGCCGCAGCCGUGGCCUCACUCCAACAACAGCAACAGCAACAGUUCCACAUCUUCCUGGAUCUAAAGAUAUUCAUGUGUCUGGUGGGCGAGCAGUCCGAGCUGCUCUUCUCGAUAUACAACAAGACGGAGGGCCGGUUCAUCACGGAGGAGUACCAGGUGGGCAUGACGGCGCAGGGCAUGCCCCACGACGUCGAGUCCAUCGGCAAGAUGUCCACACUUUUCAUCAACAUCAGCAAGAAGGAGCUGCAGAUGGACAUCUACCUGGUGUGCCGGCUGAUCCGCAAGGGCAAGAUGCUCACCGACUCGAGCAAGAAGGCUGGUCCCAUCCUCUACCGACGCCCAUUUGGCUGCGCCGUGUUGCGCAUCGAAGAUAACAUCGCCGCGGGCAAGGAGACUGAGCACACGAUACCCAUCUACACAACCAAUCAAGAGUCCAACUUUUCCAACAUUCACGAGAUGAUCAUCAAGAACCCGGCCAACAUGCCACAGGUGCCCAAGGCCAAGGGUGUGUGCGUGGGCCUCACCCUGCUGCCUGGCGAGCUCAGUCAGGUGAUCAAGGAGAACCCUGUGCUUGAGGAGGUGGCCCUCACCAACAAGCUGGGCUUCCCCGAGGUCAUCUAUCCAGGCGACACCAGGAACGACCUGUACUUCACGAUUGAGAGUGGCGAGUAUUCACAGGAUCGCAAGACCAGCGCCAAGAAUGUGGAGAUCGUGGUGCAGGCACGACUGGAAAAUGGCGACCUGGUCAAGGACUGCAUGUUCAAUGGCGACAAACAACUUUCAGAGUACAGGACCAUUGUAUUCUAUCAUUCCAAUCAGCCACACUGGGCAGAGACCGUUCGUGUCAACGUACCCCUUACCAUCCUCAGCCAAGUAUACCUCGUCUUCUCCAUCAGGCAUUGUACAACAUCAGAGACCAAGGAAAGAGUACCAUUCGCGGUAUCUAUUCUUAAGCUCACCAAUCCAGAUGGCACGGUCAUUGCCAACAAGUCACAUUCACUGAUCAGUUGCAAGACCACCAAGACCAUUGACGAGUUGGUUCCAUCACAGAUCGAUCCAAACAACAAGAACAAUGUCCGCAAGGGUGAACAGACCAAGGUCAGGAUACUCCUGUGCUCAACGAUGUGCACACAGAAUCUUUCAUUGCUCACAUUGCUGAAAUGGGACAAGUACACAGGCGACCUGGCAGAGGUACUGAAUCGAUUCACAUUCGUCGAUCAGUUGGAGAUUAUCAAGUUCAUGCAGGAGACAUUCAAUGCAUUGUUUGCCAUCCUGGAGACAAAGCGUGUGGCCGAUCCUGACUUGGUGUUCAAUGUGAUCACAUGGAUCAUUGGCCUGCUGGUAGACGAGAAGACCUCACGUUACACCAACUUCCGACCCGUGCUCGACAUUUACAUCGAGCGACACUUCACCUCAACAGUGGCGCACAAUCUGCUCAUUGGCAGUUUGAAGCGCAGUUUGUCCAAUGCCAACUUCAAGACGCUAAUGUCAUCGCUCAAGUCCAUGGAGUAUGUGCUCAAGUUCGUGGUGACCAGCAAGCUCAACUACGAUCACAGCGUUCGACCCAGUGGCGCAGUGAACACAUCGUUCAAGGAUGACCUGACCAGCGUGUUCAACGCUCUCUCCAAGCUGAUGGAGCGUACCGAGCGCGAGUACAUUGGCGCUCAAACCAUCGCCCUCAAGACAUUCUCAUCGAUGUUCAUCGACCUGGGUCAGCUGUUUACGGUGGAGGAGCGUUGCGAGAUUGCCAAGCGCUUCAUUGACAGCGUGCGCUUUGACGAGUCGCUGCGUCUGCUCAACAUGGAGAAGAUGAACGUCAUCCACAGCCUGGCUGAGGGCGACCUGUUCCUCCAGCCAGCGUCGCGCACACUCCUACUCGGCACAGUCAAGAAGCAUCUCAAGAUGCACAUGUCCUCAUCUUCGCUCACACUCGACGACGUGAUGAAGCAGGCCGAGAUCAUCUCGGUGCUGAUCGAUACAAUCCAGUCCAAGCUGAAGGACCCCUCGCGCAUAUGGGAGCUGGUCGACCUCCUGCCGGCCAUCGUCCGCUCGAUCCAAUCAUACAAUACGAACGACAUCUCGCGUCUGGACAUGGUACACAACCUCUACAGUAUCCUGCAUCUGAUGGACUCGACACACUUUGAUGGCUUCAUCAUUGCCAACCCAGACAUCUGUCUCAAGUUCAUCUAUGACCUGCUCCUGGUGCUCAACUCCCUGUUGGCAUCGGCGUCGGCCACCUACCCCGAGAACUGGUUCACACUCACCAUGUUCCAGUACACCACCGUCAAGAAGACCAUCAAUCAGAUCAGCAAGUACCUGCUCAAACGUGCCAACUCACACGACUCGGCACCAAUCGACUUUGAUCUGUGGUCGGCCUUCUUCACCAUUUCCAACACCUACUUUAAGCUCAAGGGUCUGGCCCUCGAGAACUUCUCCGAGGUCAAACAACGCAACAUCAAGUCACGCUAUGGUGAUAUGCGUAACGACCUCAUUGUCACGACACAAAAGAUGUGGGAGUCAUUGGAGAAGUACCAGAUCAAGCUGCUUCCAACUGUCAUUGGACCAUUCCUCGAACUCAUAUUGAUCAACCAGCCCAACCUCAAGCAGCUUGGUAUCACGCUGUACUUCCAACUCCUGAGGUGUGAGUACCGCGAGCACAGGUCAUUCAAAGAAGUUGAGAUGGAGACAAUCAACACUUUGGACAAGAUCACAAACACUGACGCGGCAGAAGUUCUCGAUGAGAAGGUCAGAGUGUUCUUCUCAACAAAUCUUGAGGAGAAGAUGAACUCUGAGAGCCUGAUAAGGGAGCCCGGCAAGGUGUUUAUCAAGGAUAUGACUAUGUUCUUGGAGCUACUGUAUGCUUUGAGAACAUUGCCAGAUAGACCAGAAUAUGAAGACGAUCGUACUAUUGCCGCCAUGCAACUGAUGGCAUAUUUGAAGCAGACAGACAGACGCGAUACAUACAUCAAGUACGUCCAUCUACUAUGCAAUCAACAUCUGUCCAACAACAACUAUACCGAGGCUGGAAACACACUGUUGCUCCACGCUGACCUACUUCAGUGGACGGAUGCGCCCGUCGAGGAGGUGGACGAGACCAAUACCCAACGUGCACAGACACAGCGAGAGAGGAGGGAACGACUGUACAAGCAGGCGAUCGAGUACUUUGACAAGGGCAAGGCAUGGGAGCGCGCCAUCACACUGAUGAAGCAGCUCAUUGUACAGUAUGAGGAGGAGUUGUGCGACUAUCAGAAGCUGGCCGAUAUCCUCCAACAACAAUCGACAUUCUAUCGAAAGAUCAUCGGAGUGGAGAGAUUCUUCUGCGAGUACUUCAGGGUCGGCUACUAUGGCAAGGGCUUCGACGCCAGCAUCCAGGGCAAGGAGUUCAUUUACAAGGGCUUCGAGUUGGAGCGUAUGACUGACUUUGUCCAGAGGAUCCAGUCCAAGUUCCCGUCAGCCAUCAUGCUGACCAACACUGAAGCACCCUCGGCAGAAAUUCUCAACUCCGCCUGCCAGUAUCUUCAGAUCUACGCCGUCAAGUCGGCGCCGAUCGAGGCCGACAAGUCCAAACAAACCAACUUUUUGUCCAGCGGCAAGCCAAUACCAGCCGCCGUUCAAAAGUAUCGCCAACACAACAACAUCAACACAUUCAUCUAUUCCAAGCCCAUCAAAAAGAGCAAGGACGCCUCCACACCGCCAAUGAACGAGUUUGCCGACCUCUGGAUCAUCAACAACUACUUUAUCAUCAAGGACACGUUCCCAACGAUCCACCGUCGCUCCGAGAUCAUCAAGCGAUACGAGGUGAACCUGUCACCAAUAGACAAUGCAGUCAAUACAGUGAUUGGAAAGAACAACGAGCUGAUGGAGAUGAGCACCAAGCACGAGAAUGGCGUGGAGGCCAACCUGAGUCCCUUCACCAUGGUUCUCAAGGGAGUGAUCGACGCAGCCGUCAAUGGAGGCGUCAACAUGUACAAGAAGGUGUUCUUCUCACCCGACUACCUCAUAGAGAACCGAGAAAUGAAGGAAUCUGUCGACAAGCUGAAACAAGCGCUCAACACCCAAGUGACCAUCCUAAGGCGUUGUCUAUCCAUUCAUUCAAGAGUGUGUUCACAAGAGAUGGGAGGUCUACAAGAGCAACUAGAGAGUAAGUUUGGAUUGAUUGAAUGA